CGCUUGGAGCCGGUGGCGGGGUGUGUGCGAAAUUAUGGAUCUGUAACAACUGUUCAUGCACAGAGUUCAAUAGCGGGUUGGUUUCAGUUGAAGGAAAAACUUGGAAUACGAGUUUAGUGACGUCGGAUACGGAAAAAAUCGUGUCGGAAUCCUCCGGAACGUCUGCGGACGCGAAACGACGGGAAGCGUCAUUUCCCCCGCCAUUGUAGGGAGGAAAAACAGAUUGGCAUAACACAAGAAUGCUCGGAUAUUGUGUUGCCGCUGUUCUGAUAUUUGCAACAGGAAUGGGUAAACCAAGAUAUGGUGUCUCAAACAAUGAGUCAGUGAUGCGCUUCUGCUCAUUUGGUGGCUGCACCGGGUUCCACGUGGAGCUCCGCAUGCCUCGCUACGUGCGGUGGGGCGAGAUGGUGACCCUCAAGUGUGACUACAACGUCCCUCCCGACCUCCUGCACAAGGUCGAAUGGCUCCGUCAGGGCAGGAAGAUAUUCCAGUACAUCAACGGCAGGACGCCGCCCUAUCGCAACUAUUCCAUUGUUGGCGCUCAGCUCGAUUGGUCACACAGCGAUUCAAAGCAAAUAGUGCUGAGGAAUCUGGACUUCACUGCUUCAGGUGUCUACUCCUGUGAGGUGACCACCGAUCAUCCUAUCUACACGAAACCUUCUGAUGAUCAAGAGCUGACCAUAAUGCAGGGCCAACUGGAGGAUCCGAAUAUUACCUUCCAAAAGCCGGUGUACACGGUUGGAGAGAUUCUGGAAGUAAAUUGCACAUCUGGUAUCGCCAAACCCACUCCCGACGUGACCUGGCUUCUAAAUGGAAAACAGGUGGACGACAGCGCAAUCAGGACGUUCCCCGAGCAGCGACCGUCGCAGGUGACCGUGCAGCUGAGCUUCGAGGUGAAGGAGGAGCACAGGGAUCAGCUGGAGCUCACCUGUCUGGCCACCAUUCCCGGGUUCAUGGGCCACCACGCACGCCACUCGCAGUACGCCGAUCACCGGAUGGCCACUGUCUCAGUUGAAGUGAUAGAGGCGCAGAAGAUAGUCGAGACGAGCAUGCUUCCUCCAGUGUUAUCUUCUUCUGCUAGGUGCGAACUACAUUUCAUUUUGGCGGUCAUUCUACUCUUUGCUGUACAGUGCUGUUGGCGUUAUUGAACUAUUUAAGUACACGGAUUAAGUAGACUUCUCCAUUUUUUCCAGGACUUUAAUCUGGGAAUCUCCAACUCGAAAAACGGAUAACAUGGAAAUCGGAAAAUCAGUUUUCCACCGGCAAAACACCAUCAAUGUGAUCCGUAACAGUAGCCCACGUGUUACAGCUAAGGAGAGACAGCCGCAUUUUCGAUUUCAUAUUUUACAACUCAAUAUUCAAAUAGCUGAUUUCUUUUAUCAUGACUAAUACGAGAUGAAUUUAAAUAAUAUUAUCAAACGCUUCACAUAGUUGAAGCUACCGUACGUUGGAUCAAUCACAUUUACAAACGAUAUGUGUAUUUUUGUAAAUUUAAUUUUCUAAAUUUGAAUAAUUGAAUAUAUAUUUUUUGAAACGGUUUCCCAAUAAAUAUCUUGAUGUUUUUUAUAAUAAUAAGGUGGAACAUUAUAAAUGUGGCUUGAUGUGAUCAAAUUAUUAGCUUGAAUUGAUAAUUUGCGAGAAUGAUUAUUGAUGUAUAUCAAUUAUUGUAUUAUUGUUAGUGCUAUGAAUUUUCAAAUACAAUUUAAAUAGCGCUGAACUGUAACUGAUAACUUUAUUCGAAUUCAAUUUAUUCCAAUUAACACUCUCAAUAUAAGCAUCAGAUAAAUACGAUAAAAGAGCGAAUGGUGCUAAAUAGUACUGAUUUAUUAACUCACUAUUUUCCAAAAUUGUUUUAAUAUUUUUGACUCUAGUCAAUUAUAAGAUCUUAUACCCUUUUUGGGUUUAAAAUGUAUUGAUUCCAUGUUUACUACAUCAGUCAUGAACACAAGCCAUAUUGAUUUGAUAAUUGUUGGACUUCACUUUGGAAGAGUGAAGAGAAAAUGUUUAAAAAUUUGACCAGCUUGUUUAACACUGACAAUAUAACUAGCAUUUCUUGAAUCCUCAGUUCCAACUAGAUUGAAUGGCCUACCCAUGAUGUUAGUUUAGAUAGGUUGAAAAUGACUUUUGCAACAAAGUGUAAAGUGUUCCCUGUUAGUCAACAACUAUCAUUGAUUGUUUUAAAUUGGGAUUUGAUGAAAUAGUGACGGUUUUUAGAGAAUUUGUGUUAAUAAAGAAAGCAGUUAUCUCUUGAAGCUAAUUCUGCCUUGUAAAUAGUUUCAUGAAUGCAAGAUAAGAUUGAGAGAGAAUGAAUAGGUAAGGAAACGAUAAAUAUGUUGAAAGCACUAGUUUUCCUCUUGAAAUAACGUUUAAAAACUAGUUUUAAAUUGAAUAUUUGGAAAAGAGUCCGCAUCAGGGUCGAAAUUUAGAGAAUUCUAUAAGAAGAGUUUCCCCCUAUACAAAAAAGUGAAGGAUUUUUCUUAAUGAACACUUUUUUGUGGUCAGAUUGUCACUGGACGUGAAAGCAGUGAAUACACCAUUUCUAAUGUAAUUAUAACUACUGAUGACCACAUUAGUAUAUGUUGAAAAAUUAAUUGUAACAUUUAUGUUAUUACUGGAAUAGAUUGUUGAUUGUCAAGAAUACAGAAGAAAGUUAUGUCAAAUCAUUGAAGAUAUAUGGGUGAAACUAUAUGAAUAUUCUUAUCUCAUUUCUUUCGAAGACAUUGAUAUUGACUAGUGAUACAUCAACUUUGAAAUAAUUCUUGUGAAAAAUUUUCAAAUAUCUUGUGCUCUGUUUUCUCAGCGUUUGAUAGUGAAUGUUCAGUAAAUCUUGUGAAUAAUCUGCUUAUAGCUUCUUUAAACACGAUUUUUCAGAAAAUACUAAAAUUUGCAGUCAAAGUUUCAGCGAUCUCAUAAAUUAGACUAAUAUUAGCGUGAAUGGGGAGGCGAAUGUUGAGCGAAUGUAAAUGUAUUUUGGUAUAAAUUGCCUUUGAUUGGUUUAAUUGUUGAAUAAAUAUAGUAAUAUAAAGCGCAUUGGAGUGAUCCAUUAGCUAUGGGUUGGUGUAAAAAAGCAACCGAUGUAUAUAUAGAUCAAUUGUAUGUUUGAUUGUAUCGAGGGAGUAAACUGAUUUGAGGUAAUUGAACAUUUUAAGAGGGCUUUAGAUGAUUGAUUGGAUGUUUUUCGGAAAUAAUCUAGAUAAUUUUUAGUCGCAGAGCAUAGUUUUUGGAAGAGAACAAUGACUCAAAUAUCUAUGUCUUCCGCUAGUGUUGGUGAUUAUCAAUCACCCUCUGGCAACAUUAUAACAAACUCAGACUCAAUCAACUUUGUGUCUAGUAACUAGUUAGCGAGUUAGCGACUAAGUGUCUGUAGUUUGAAACAAUAAUUGAAAUUUCAAAAAAAAAAUUGAUAGCGG
Nilaparvata lugens (brown planthopper) is the source of this 3410-nucleotide messenger RNA. RefSeq lists its product as uncharacterized. The record is from RefSeq and is a predicted model, not a curated record. NCBI's taxonomy places the organism in Eukaryota, Metazoa, Arthropoda, Insecta, Hemiptera, Delphacidae. The transcript has 9 exons. Bases 240 to 1148 code for a protein of 302 amino acids.